AUUUGAAACCGCCCGUCUACUUUUUCAACAACUAAAUAGAGCGUUCCACUGGCUUGGAGCAGGGGUCCUCUAAAGAGCUGGACUGUCGACUUCCUUGUGGGGCCUGCUUCUCUCCUUUUUGUCGACGAGGUCAAAGAAGUGCAGAGGGGAAUGGAGAUAUAGCCUCGAACAGCCAUCAAGCCUCUCUUUCUACUUGGAGCACAAGAUGCCUUCCGUCGAUGUCGCCAUGGCGAGGAGCCUGCGGGGAGGAGUGUGGGGAUCAAUCGUCUCAGGCAUAAGUUCAGAUCUCCAGGCACGGCAGAUUACUGAAACCAUAAACGAUGUCGGCACCGCGCUGGGGAGCUGGGACAAUUGCAUGGCUGUAGACUGGUGCCGAUGGCCCGUCAUUGCGGCGAUCAUCGUCGGCGGUCUCAUCAUCCUCUCCAUUGUCAUUUGUGUCGCUCGCUGCCUGUGCUGCGGCGUCUCGUGCUGUUGUCAGUUCUUCUCCUGUCUCAAGUGCUGCGGCAACUGCUGCGGCGCCUUCGACCCUCCCGGCGGUAAACGCCGCAAGUACCUCGACGAACCCUAUAACGCCCCGAACCAGGGCUAUAAGCCGCAUCCGCCCAUGUUCACCCCGGCCGCCGCCCCCGUAGCAGCAGCACCACCUCAAUACGCCGAGUUUGACGCGAGCAAGAAGGGCGACGCAGACGCUCUCCCUGCCAUGCCGACAUGGGAAGGAGCUGGUUCCAAGAAGGUCUCUCUCGAGGAGGACGCCGUCGAGCUGGAGACGAUAAAGAAGCCCCAAGCUGGCCAGAGUGCCAGGAACAUCCAACCGAGCCCGAACAUGCCACUCAUGACACACGGAACUGCUGGUCCCGCGAGCCCUAUGUCGCCUGAAGAUGCCAGGGCGCCCUACGGUCACGGGCAUGGUCAUGUGCAUGGUCAUGGAUAUGCCCACGGAAGUUCGUCCGGAUACAUGGCUGGAACUGGCAGAUCUCCCGACCCUUAUGCAGAUCCCUAUGGACAAGACAGUCAGGUUCAGGGCUAUGGCCAACCAGGCCACGACUACGAUCAAAACGACCCUUACGGACAACCUUCGUCGUCUGCAUACGGCCCCGGGCAAAGUUAUGGCGGCGCUGCCGUGGCACAAGGCCGCGGAACGCCACAUCAAGAUCGGAACGGCAGUUUUGGCGCGCCAAGUGCCCAGGGCUAUCACGGGCACGGCUCAUCGAGGUCUCCCCCGCCGAACUCGGACUUUAACACGGCGUACGACCGGCCCUAUGGGCAGCAAGAUGGAUAUGGACAAGAUGGCUAUGCACAAAAUGGCUACGGACAGGACGGCUAUGGGCAGGACGGCUAUGGCGCUGGCGUAGCCCGCGGACCGACGCCGCACCGGUCGCCCCCUCACAACGGCCCUGGAUCCGCUUUCGCGCACCCCGCUCGGAGUACACCCAGCCCUGCGCCUCAGGGUUACCGCCGCUCGCCCGGCCCCCAGGCCAACGACUAUGGCUAUAAUCAGAACGACGCCUACGCGCGACAGGAUACCCACGGAGGAAGCGACGCCUACGGCCAGGCCCCGUACGCGCAGGACCGCCAACGACAGCAGCUGACUGGCCCGGCGUCUCCCGGACUGCAGAGCAACGGCGGCUUCGACUUCAGCUCGGGCUACAGCCGUCCGCAACCGCAGUACGAUUACGACGACCAGGGACAGGUGUCUCAGCAGCGUCCGCCACCCAGCAGCGGCUCGGAAACUGGAUACGCCGGGCUCAAGGCGUACCAGACUCCACAGCGGGGAUGGAGUGGCGUGUGAUGCAGCGAAGGAAGUGGAUGGGGCUGAAAAAAGGCUCACCAUGACGACUUGUUAAAGUUUCUUUGAUUUCCACUGGAACCCCUUAACGUACGGUUUUUAGACGGCGUUGCUCUUGUUUUGUUUCUCUUCGCCUUCUGUCAUUCUGCCUAUUUUGCGCUUGGCACCAGACCAUCGUAUAUACCAGCGAUCUGUACCUCUAUUCGAAGCUCUUUUCUUUUUCUUUUCUUCUUUUUUAUUGUUCCAAAUACUUAAG
Molecule: messenger RNA, 2042 nt
Organism: Sodiomyces alkalinus F11
Lineage: Eukaryota; Fungi; Ascomycota; Sordariomycetes; Glomerellales; Plectosphaerellaceae
Exons: 2
Coding region: 206-1789 (527 amino acids)
Cellular component (GO): cellular bud neck; plasma membrane
Source: RefSeq, a predicted model, not a curated record